This is a messenger RNA of Ochlerotatus camptorhynchus, 1222 nucleotides long. RefSeq names its product protein obstructor-E-like. The transcript is spliced from 5 exons. Gene Ontology annotation, molecular function: chitin binding. Gene Ontology annotation, cellular component: extracellular region. The record is from RefSeq and is a predicted model, not a curated record. The coding region runs from base 1 to 819 and encodes 272 amino acids. NCBI's taxonomy places the organism in Eukaryota, Metazoa, Arthropoda, Insecta, Diptera, Culicidae.
AUGACGUGUAGAUGUCUAAAAUUGAUGUCGGCCGCCAUGUUGACUAGUGUUUUUUGCGACGAGGGUACCAGGAAACGCACAGAGAUGCUAAUUUUGGUUUCUUCUCCAUUGUUGCUUCCAGGGCUCAGCGUUGCUCAACGACAGGACCAGGAAGAUCCGUGCAAAACCAAAUCGAAGGUGGUGGGUGAUGUGUCAUAUUGCGACCGGUACUGGGAGUGUGUCAACAAUCAACCGGAGCUGUACGACUGUCCCAAUGGGCUUGUCUUUGCCGGGAAGCAUCGUGGCGUGACGGAAGGAUGUGACUACCCAUGGCGAUCAGAUUACUGCGAGGGCAAGCAGUUGGCAAACGGACCCAUCUCUACUGAGCACUGCGACUGGCUGUAUGGUAUCUUUGGCCACGAGACAUCCUGCACGCGUUACUGGACCUGCUGGAACGGAACCGCCACCGAGCAGCUCUGCAUUGGCGGUCUGCUGUACAACGAGAAUGCUCACAGCUGUGACUGGCCCGAGAACGUUGACGGAUGUCAGAAGCACCCCCUCUGCAACGAGGAUGCUAAUGGAAACGUACCACUCGGAAAGUCCUGUAACCGUUACUGGCAGUGCCAGGGUGGCUACCCACGGCUCCAGCGGUGUCCAGCUAUGCUUGUGUUCGACCGACGAAGCCUGCGUUGUGUUGUGCCCCCGACCGAGGAUUGCGAUAUUGUGACCACUCCGCUGCCAUUCGAGGGUGAUCUGGAACAGGGAAAGGGUAAUGCCAUUUCGAAUUUGCCACCAGGCGCCAUCCAGGGCAAGCUGAGCGGUGGACGAAACAAAAACUAAACUCGUGAUAAUGACUGCACUGAGGAAAUGUUCGUUAGUUAAGGAUUUCCUCCUCGACAUCAGUCCCUUCGGAGCAGCAGCAACAGCACUAAACUCUAGGAUGUAACCCACAACAACGGCGCAAGAAGAAAAUUAGACGAUCCCAGUGCGGUUGCUGAAAAAGUUCAGAACAUUACUUUAAUCUGACGAUUUAUUCCCCGAAAGUGGUCCGUCCCAUCCAUAACAAACAGCAGAGCGGCGGCAUCUUAGACUCGGGCUAUAAUUUCCGCCCGCAGGAGAGUCUCCGGCAGCAGCAGAAUACCGAAAGAGCGCGCGCAAAUGAAAACUUCAUAAGUUUUGUAUAUAAAUAAUAUUUUUAAUUGAAAAUAAUGUUUAUACUAUUAUAUUAUUUCCCACUCGUUUU